Messenger RNA from Rosa chinensis, 2301 nucleotides. RefSeq names its product protein trichome birefringence-like 14. The coding region runs from base 447 to 1955 and encodes 502 amino acids. The transcript is spliced from 6 exons. Lineage: Eukaryota; Viridiplantae; Streptophyta; Magnoliopsida; Rosales; Rosaceae. Gene Ontology annotation, biological process: xyloglucan metabolic process; plant-type secondary cell wall biogenesis; xylan biosynthetic process. The record is from RefSeq and is a predicted model, not a curated record. Gene Ontology annotation, cellular component: Golgi apparatus. Gene Ontology annotation, molecular function: acetyltransferase activity.
UCCUUCGAAUGACCAAAACCUCCCUAACAAUUUUGUCGUAUCAUAAUUGGAUUGGUCCGAUUUUUCAAAGUGUCGCUGUCUGUGGGUUAAACGAAAGCGCAUUAGCUGCUGCUCAACCCCAUCAUCUGAAUGCUGUGGAUCUGAGCAAGUUUCUGAAAAGGGCUUCGGCAAAUCCAUCUGAAUUGGACCCCCAACGCCAAAGGAGGUUACUUUAUUCAGGGGUGCAAAAAUACACAGGCCAUUUGAAUGGGUAUUUUGUCUGUCAGCACUUGCAGACGUUCUCUUCUGAAGCUGAAGCCUUCAGCAAGACAGCCCUUGCUACUGAAGUGCAUCAGACAUAGCUGGAGCCUUCUGUAAGACAACAGUCACUACUGGAGGUUAUAUGAUGGACUUUUGCCAAACAUAUUAAUUGAGGGGUUCUUGAGCAAGUGCCUUUCACUUGGAAGAUGAAAGGUGGAUUUAACUAUAAAAUGCUGGGGAGACCAGUCUCUGUCACUUUGACUGCUCUUGUUUGUACAACCAUAUUACUUUUGGUUUGGGAGAAAAAUCCUAUUGCGGAUACUCUACUAUUGGCCCGAGAACAUUUUCCAAUUCCUUCGAUAGAUUUUCUGGAGGACUCCUCCUCAAAAUCUUUGAAGACAGAUGAGAAUGUUCAAGGGAAGGAUUCAACUUCUGUAAUAAUAGAAGCAAAAGAAAUUGAAAAUUCUGGUGCUGCACCAGUUCAAGGGAAGGGUUCACUUUCUAUUAUAAUAGAAAAAACAAACAAAACUCAAAAUUCUGGUGCUGCACCAAUUCAAGAGAAUUCACCUUCUACUACAAUAGAAGAAACAAACAAAAUAGAAAACUCUGGUGCUGCACCAACAGAUUUUGUAUCUUCUCCUGGAGUGCAUGAACGUAAUUCGAAUGCGACAUCUCCUUACCAACCUAAAGUCUGUAAUUAUGCCAAGGGUAGAUGGAUUCCAGACAGCAGGCGACCAUUGUAUUCUGGGUUUCAUUGUAAGCAAUGGUUAUCAGCAAUGUGGGCUUGCAGACUGACACAACGACCAGAUUUCUCUUUUGAGGGAUACCGGUGGAAGCCAGAAAGUUGUGAAAUGCCAGAGUUCGAGCGAUCUGCAUUCUUGAGAAGAAUGCAGGACAAGACAAUUGCUUUUAUAGGAGAUUCUUUGGGCCGACAGCAGUUCCAGUCUUUAAUGUGUAUGGCAACCGGCGGAGAAGAAAGCCCAGAAGUGCAAAAUGUGGGAAAAGAAUAUGGCCUUGUCAAACGUCGUGGAGCUAUUCGUCCUGAUGGCUGGGCCUAUCGAUUUCCAAAGACCAAUACCACCAUUUUGUAUUACUGGUCAGCAAGCCUCUGUGAUCUUGUGCCGCUUAACAGCUCGAACCGAACCACUGAUAUUGCGAUGCAUUUGGACCGUCCUCCAGCUUUCAUGAGGCAGUACCUUGAUCGGUUUGAUGUGUUGGUUCUUAAUACAGGGCAUCACUGGAAUAGGGGAAAAAUUAAUGGAAAUCGGUGGGUAAUGUAUGUAGAUGGAAAACCCAAUGAAGAUAAAAGGCGUGCACAAAUUGACAGAGCAAAGAAUUUUACCAUACAUAGUGUUGUCAGGUGGCUUGAUUCACAACUUCCAUCGCAUCCCCACCUCAAAACAUUCUUUAGGACCAUCUCACCAAGGCAUUUCUUUAAUGGUGACUGGAACACUGGGGGAUCCUGUGAUAAUACUACUCCGAUGUCUGGAGGAAGUGAAGUGGUCCAAGAGGGAUCAAGUGAUUUAAUCAUUGAGUCUGCUUUGAGAGGUACAAAGACAAAGAUUUUGGACAUCACUGCUCUUUCUCAAUUGAGGGAUGAAGGUCAUGUAUCCCGCUACACCAUUAGAGGAACUGCUGCUGUAAAUGAUUGCUUGCACUGGUGCCUACCUGGAAUUCCAGACACAUGGAAUGAAAUUCUUAUUGCACAAAUAUAGGCUGGGACUUUGGGAAGAAGAAACCAAAUCUGCCAUUCUUCAGGGUAAUACCAAUUGUUUUCUGGUAUUAUUAUUAUUUUUUUAAUAUUAUUUUUUCACAAGUUUCAUAGUGUUGAUAGAAAUACAAUAGGGAAAGCUUCUACUUGAAUUCCAGUUAUUAAAUUGAAUGCUAGUUGUUGAUAUAGGCAAAGUUCAAACAAUGAGGGUGUUCACCAAAGAUCGGUUUAUACCCUCAAGAGUCCUGAGGAUCUGUGGGUAGCAGUCUGCCUGUUGUAUUGUAUGUAACAUAACAACCAUUAUUAUCAUGGUUGCUGCUAAUCUAAUGAUGGAAGAGUUUUCCUGAUUC